Molecule: messenger RNA, 5115 nt
Organism: Jaculus jaculus (lesser Egyptian jerboa)
Lineage: Eukaryota; Metazoa; Chordata; Mammalia; Rodentia; Dipodidae
Gene: Smad3
Product: SMAD family member 3
Exons: 9
Coding region: 405-1682 (425 amino acids)
Biological process (GO): cell differentiation; transforming growth factor beta receptor signaling pathway; anatomical structure morphogenesis
Cellular component (GO): heteromeric SMAD protein complex
Molecular function (GO): DNA-binding transcription factor activity, RNA polymerase II-specific; I-SMAD binding; RNA polymerase II cis-regulatory region sequence-specific DNA binding
Source: RefSeq, a predicted model, not a curated record
AAAAAAAAAAACUUUCUUGCUGCCACUCUGGGAGUCUCGCGGCUGCAGUCCCGUCUCCGCCCCGUGCAAGCCUGGGACCUCUGCGGGACCCGGGAGCGGGGUCGUCGUCGGUCAACACCGCUGCCUUUCCGUCCGUCCGUCCGUCCGUCCGUCCGUCCGCGUGGGAGAUCAUCGGGCGCCCACCCUCUCCCCCCCACCCAGCCUCCCAGCUGCAGCGCCGCCGCCCGGCCCAGGCGCUUCCCCGGGACAAGUUAGUUCGCCAAGAGUUGAAACGAAGUGAAGUUCGGGGCGCCAAAGGGGGGGGGUUCUCUCCCCCUUUUCCAACUCCCCCCAUCCCCCCUCCCCCGGUGCCCUGUGCCUUGGCCGCUCGAUUCCUCUCCCUCCCCGCCCCUCCCCUCCCAGCCAUGUCGUCCAUCCUGCCCUUCACCCCUCCGAUCGUGAAGCGCCUGCUGGGCUGGAAGAAGGGCGAGCAGAACGGGCAGGAGGAGAAGUGGUGUGAGAAGGCGGUCAAGAGUCUGGUGAAGAAGCUUAAGAAGACUGGCCAGCUGGACGAGCUGGAGAAGGCCAUCACCACGCAGAACGUCAACACCAAGUGCAUCACCAUCCCCAGGUCUCUGGAUGGCCGGCUACAGGUGUCCCAUCGGAAGGGGCUCCCCCACGUCAUCUACUGCCGCCUGUGGCGAUGGCCCGACCUGCACAGCCACCACGAGCUGCGGGCCAUGGAGCUGUGUGAGUUCGCCUUCCACAUGAAGAAGGACGAGGUGUGCGUGAACCCCUACCACUAUCAGAGAGUAGAGACACCAGUUCUACCUCCCGUGUUGGUGCCACGCCACACUGAGAUCCCAGCCGAGUUCCCCCCACUGGACGACUACAGCCAUUCCAUUCCCGAGAACACUAACUUCCCAGCCGGCAUCGAGCCCCAGAGCAAUAUCCCAGAGACCCCGCCCCCUGGCUACCUGAGCGAAGAUGGAGAAACCAGUGACCGCCAGAUGAACCACAGCAUGGACGCAGGUUCUCCAAACCUGUCCCCGAAUCCGAUGUCCCCAGCACACAAUAACUUGGACCUACAGCCCGUCACCUACUGUGAGCCCGCCUUCUGGUGUUCCAUCUCCUACUACGAGCUGAACCAGCGCGUUGGGGAGACGUUCCACGCCUCACAGCCCUCCAUGACGGUGGAUGGCUUCACUGACCCCUCCAACUCUGAGCGCUUCUGCCUGGGCUUGCUGUCCAAUGUCAACAGGAACGCGGCCGUGGAGCUCACGCGGAGGCACAUCGGGAGAGGGGUGCGACUCUACUACAUCGGAGGCGAAGUCUUUGCUGAGUGCCUCAGCGACAGCGCUAUUUUUGUGCAGUCUCCCAACUGUAACCAGCGCUAUGGCUGGCAUCCGGCCACUGUCUGCAAGAUCCCACCAGGCUGCAACCUGAAGAUCUUCAACAACCAGGAGUUCGCUGCCCUGCUGGCUCAGUCUGUCAACCAGGGUUUUGAGGCCGUCUACCAGCUGACGCGCAUGUGCACCAUCCGCAUGAGCUUCGUCAAGGGCUGGGGAGCCGAGUACAGGAGGCAGACAGUGACCAGCACCCCCUGCUGGAUUGAGCUGCACCUGAACGGGCCUUUGCAGUGGCUUGACAAGGUCCUCACCCAGAUGGGCUCCCCCAGCAUCCGCUGUUCCAGCGUGUCUUAGAGACCGGGCUGUGGGCUUGGGGAAGAUGGCCUGAGAGGAGAUGGAGAAAAUCAGAACUCUCCCCAACCUAUUCUUGUCAAAGAAGAUGAUUUCUCUCACAGCUAAGGUGACACCAACCUGUUUUUGAGAACACAGAAGGAAACCCCAGGGGAUGGACUUAGCAUCAGCUGUGGCUGCUGCACACACUGCCCUUUAUCCCGUUCGGAAGGCCAAGAACUGGCUUCUGCCUGGUGGUUCAGGUAAACAGGUGGUGUUUCAGCGUCCGCCUCCUCUCCCCAGCCCGCCGCCUCAAGGACAGAGGUCUGGGAUGCCACAGUCCAACAGGAAGACACCCCUCUCUAGGACUGGAGGAAGCCACCUGUGGAAGGGGGCUCUAGAGCUCUGGCACUUCUGGUAAACACCCCUCUCCCACUGAGCAUGCCCAGCUCCGCCAUCUGCACACCGAGUCCCUGGAGAGCCGGGUGCUCUCCCCGUGCAGAGCACACCGGUGGCUGUGCUUGGGAGAAGACUCGUGGGGUGAGAGCCAUCUUCUUUUCCUCUCACGUGGCAAAGCUGGACCUGCUGAGGCUCCGUGUGUCUACUGUCUAAGCACACGGACCUCGAAGGCCGCAGACCACGCUGUGCUCCCGUGACACAAGGGUCCUGUGCUCACAGCAUCCUGGAUGAGGCAGCGCUCCGCCUCGCCAGCUGUGUUAAUUCACCUUCAACAGGUGCUCUCUUAGAUGUCUUACAUUUCACAGAAACAUUCUGGGUGGGGGCACCUUGACCAGGAAACCAGAGUGGAGCCAGCAACUGCUCUUCCCAAGGCUAAGGCUACACCUGGCAGCUCUUUGGAAGCUGAGAUUUACAGAUGCAAAUUCACCAGAAAGAAAAAAUAUCAAUCUCAGGCCAACAAAUCAGAAGGCUUUUAAGAUGUUUUUACACCUUUGGAAAACACAGGCUUCAUGCAGCGAGGUCUGACAUCUUCGCCCUGGUAGAGGCUUACCAGUGACUUCUGCGGCAGGGGCGCUGUGUAACAAUCAUGGCUCAUGGCAAUGACAGAAAGCUAGUAUAAAUUAUUUCAACUAGAAAGCAAAAAAGCCCUUUUCCUGGCCUUCCGCAGAGCACAGCAUGCAGGAUCGCUGACUGUUCCUUUCUUCUUGGCUGCUGUCUUGUAGGAAUCGACUUAGCCCGCACGCUCGCGUGGGCUCGUGCCAGCAGAGACCCCGGGAUUUCCUGUGAAGUCCCAUCUUAGUCUGGGUGAGAGGUGGUGGUGUGUGCUUCUGGCAAUUUGUGAAUGCCAAAUGUGAGGACUCUUAUGCUCUUAGAAGAUGUUGGGGGGCUUUCUGGUAACUCACCUGUAGGACUCGGUGACCCCUGAUACUCUAGCCACGUUUCCAGUUAAGUGAACCCCCCUUAACCCUCCUGAGGACAGAGAAAGGAUGGAACAAGCCCCUUGUGCAUCGUCCUUCAGGCUGUGGAACAAUUACAAAACCCUCAUGUCCCCCAGAGGGCAUCUACUGCGGAUGUGAAGGUUGGCCUUGCUCGUACAAACACAGGACACCCUCUGAACCUGCUGCAUGUCAUUGAUGCUCAAGUCAGUCCUGACCAAAGGCAGGCAAAUUCCACUGUGGCUUCUGUUGAAACCGUUGUGGUCCUCUAUGAAGUUUCUGGGGGCCUGCAUUCUCCACUUGCUACAAGAUCAGCUAUGGCUUCCUACGUCAGUUAACCUCCCACCUGGGGCAAUCUUGUCCACUUGGCUGCAUUGGUUACCUGAGUUCAAAGCUCAAACCUAGGCUUCGUGUAGGAGGCAUGAAGUGUAAGGUGGGUUCUUUGAAGGUCAAAUGAGGAAAUGGAAACAAGCCUACCUGUGGCAUCAUGGAGCAUUGCCCCCCUUAAAUCAACCAUUUAGUUUUGAUUUAAAUCCGGUUGAAUGAAUGGCAUUUAUAGCCUUAAACACUAUUUAAAAGGCAGUUGAAAAGGGCAAGAAGAAACCAGGGCAGUUAGGUAGUCGGCAACUUGACCAUGUGUGCUAUUUGAACUUCAGGCUGCUGUCUGACAUCAGCUUGUGGCUUGUACUGGGGGUGUCUUCAGCACCUACUGAGGAGCCGACUUCUUGUCCCCUCCCUCCUCGACCCUGACUAACUUAGAUCCUUCCAGGGUGUUCACAGGGAUCAGCCUUGGCCAGUGUGGGAUACAGGCCUGUGUUGGCAUGUCAUCUCGGCUGGCAGACUGUAGAAAAUCUGACAUUUUGAGACGAGCCUUGAGUCGGGAGUGGGGACUUCUGAUUAGGACAGCAGGUAUGAGGGCAAGGCUGCGUUGUUUCUUAUAGACAGUGAUGAUUUUUCACGUCGCUGUUAAUGCACUGAAAUGAGCUGCAGCACUGCCCUUGGCUUCCUGGAGUCUGGACAUGUUUCAGGGCUGAAUGUCUCGGGUGGAGGCAAAGGUAAUUUCACUCUAACCCCCAAGCCAUUAUUCCCGAGUCCCCUUGUUCCUCUGGGAAAGACAUUUGCCAGAGGGGCAAGGGUAUCACCAUAAGUAGCAAGAGCUAGGACUUUUCCCAAAAGACAUCUUUUGAUUAGAAGGAAGCUUUAAUGGAGCUCAGUUUUACUGUCUUUAUUCGGCAUCGUGUUCCAUCCUUGGCGUCCUUUAAGGAAUGCUCUUCACAAUGUACAGAUCCCUUUUAAAGGCGCAGGAGGACAUGGGUCAGGCAGAGAGAGGAGGCCCCUCACAAGGGAACGGCAGCAUAUGGCACCUCCUUAGAAACAGCUGUCCCAUAAAGUGUCACUGAGUUUCUUGGAGGCAAGCUGCUUUUAAAUGCAGAAGUAAUGUAUGCUCUAACAUUCUGGUGUUUUUAUAUUUAUGUAUUAAAACCAUUCAGACAGAUAACUAUUUAAUUUCUUAAGGACAGUUGGAAAGGUCUCCUCCUGGGGACAGUGGCUGCAAGAGCUGGGGCACAGCCAGUUCUGAAUGCUGGUGGAGGGGGUAGUGGCUUUUUUGGCUUGGCGUCCAGAAACACCAGUCCAGGCUGGGUCAAGAAGUGGCAGCGUGCAAAAACAGGCACCUCCGAGUCAAACCGAGGUCCUUCCACUGGGUCCUUGGAACCAGGCCUGCUCUUCCUGGAGUGAAAACUUCACACGGGGAAGGAGCCACCUUCCUCCAAGAGGCAUUUGCUGGGGCAAGCAGGCAUUUGUGGACUGGUUUGAAGAUGCUUGGGUGAGCAGAGGACUAGAGCAUGGAGGCUCUGACUUCAUCCUUCAGCCAGCCUGACCUGUUAUGAUCUUUGUAAAAAGCAUGUAUUUAUAGUGUUUUAGAUUUUUCUAACUUUUGUAUCUUAAAGCAGAGCACCUGUUUAAGCAUUGUACUCCCCAAUUGGUAAAGAGCCGUGUUCCCCUCUCUUCCUGUUGUAAGUGCCCUUCUAAUAAACUGCCCACGGGAAAGCUCCGGGCCAGGG